This is a messenger RNA of Ostreobium quekettii, 447 nucleotides long. Lineage: Eukaryota; Viridiplantae; Chlorophyta; Ulvophyceae; Bryopsidales; Ostreobiaceae. The record is from the annotation of a GenBank genome assembly.
AUGGAUGGGAGCGACAAGGCCGCCCAGGACUGGUUCGCGGACGGCCGCAUCUGCCGUAAGCCGCCCCAGACGCCCGAGCCGCCCACGAUGAUCGACUCGGAGUUCGCCAGGGGCUUCGCCGAAGAAUGGAUCGAAGCGUGGAACUCCCACGACUUGGAUAGAAUCCUGGCGCACUAUACGGAUGACUUCGAGAUGUCCUCGCCGUUCAUCGUGGAGAUCGCCGGGGACGCCAGCGGCACGCUCAGGGGGCGGGAGGCCGUGGGGGCGUAUUGGAAGCGGGCACUGGAGCGGAUGCCGGAGCUGAGGUUCGAGCUGGUGGACGUGCUGGUGGGCGCACAGAGCGUGGUGAUCUACUACAAGUCGGUGAAGGGGCGGAUGGCGGCGGAGGCGCUGACGUUCGAUGACGACGGGCGGGUGGUGCGCGGCUCGGGGCACUACAGCAGGUAG